AUGGAAGAGUGCCCUAUUAGCAUGUUCUUAGAGAGAAUAAAAGAACUGCCGGAUGACAAAAAACACCGGGCGGAUGUUCUCCUGGCAAUUUUUAAGUUGCUGAAUGAAAGUGAGAAAAGGGCUCUUUUUUCUUUAAUGACUAGUAACAUAUCUGUUCGUAGAGUGCAGGGCGACCACGUAAGAAAACUUCUUCUUUUGGAAAUACUUUCCGUUGAAAGCGAGUAUUACGUUCUAAACAAUGAAAUCAGAAAAAGGGUUCUUCUGGCGUGCACAAAACCAGUUGAAGAAAGAGUGCUGGUUAAGGUAGACGCGCCUGUUUCUGAGCUGCUGCAUAAAGAGAAAGGGGCGGCAUCGAGUGAGGUGUACAGCAAUAUGCUGUAUAAAACUAUUUCGUGCAAACCAGAUGCAAACACCACAAUUAGAAGAUUAAUGCUAAAUACAAAGAUUAUUAACAAGGAAGGUCUGACACACAAAGGGUUUAACUUCCUUCUAACGGGGAAGAAGCGGCAGCUGUGGACACUACUCCUUGCACAUAUACAAGAAGACCCAGAGACAGCGGAGAAUGAGAUUUUGGUGCUAUGCGAGCUUCUAGUUAAAGACCCAAAAAGAACAUAUGCCGUGGAUAGGUCACAGAAAUCAAAGCUACUGGGACUGUUUGAAUCACUGGGAUUGAUUUUUUUUGAAAAGGGGCUUGUUAAGUUCUCUCCCACCUUUUCUUUGCUCUUUGAUGAUGAAGAGGGGGCAGAGAAGUUUCUUGUUUUGGAGAGCAACUUCCGUCUGUAUAUAUACAGCAACAGGCCUCUUGACACCUUUAUUAUCUCUCUAUUCAGCAUAAAAAGCAGAGAGUUUCCUAAUAUGAUUGUCGCUAUGAUCAAUGAAGAUAGUAUCCGGCAGGCUCUGAUGCAUGGAAUAACAGCAGGGCAGAUAAGAGUCUACCUCAACCAGAACAGUAUGUACGAAAUAAAUGAAAAUGUUAUUGAGCAAAUACGCCUAUGGGAGAAAAGAAUGAACAGAAUACACAGUUGGGAAUCGUACAUCUUCAGUAACUUCUUAAACUACAAGGACUUCUUACUUGUUGAGUCGUACUGUGAGAAUAAUAAUAUAGACCACAGGUCAUAUAGAGAAAAAAGAAUGCUUGUAGUUGGCAUUGAAAAUUAUGAGAGCGUUAAGAGCUUUAUCAGAGUAAGUAUUAAGUAGUGCACACACUUUUAUACUGCUCUAUUAUAUAGGAGUUUAUAUAUUACUGGAUAAAUAUGCUAUAAUGGGUAUAUGCGUAUUUCCUAAAUAGUAAGGGUUCAUUAUAUAAUUCCAUUAUAGGAAUAUCUACUUCUUUCUACUAAAACACACUUUCUGCUUAAACUGUCUCUGGAUAAACAGCUUGUUUAUGAGAUUCUGCAGACUCUGCAAUAGAAUGGUCUAUUUCGCAGAGCUAUUAAGAAUUAGAUGCAUUAGUUAGUUUUUUAAUAUAACCCUUUGUAAGAAUUAAAGACAUAUUAUUAUUCCAU
Nematocida parisii ERTm1 is the source of this 1505-nucleotide messenger RNA. RefSeq lists its product as uncharacterized. The transcript has a single exon. The coding region runs from base 1 to 1197 and encodes 398 amino acids. The record is from RefSeq and is a predicted model, not a curated record. Gene Ontology annotation, molecular function: double-stranded DNA binding; ATPase activator activity. Lineage: Eukaryota; Fungi; Microsporidia. Gene Ontology annotation, cellular component: transcription factor TFIIH core complex; transcription factor TFIIH holo complex. Gene Ontology annotation, biological process: nucleotide-excision repair.